This is a messenger RNA of Symbiodinium natans, 283 nucleotides long. Lineage: Eukaryota; Dinophyceae; Suessiales; Symbiodiniaceae. The record is from the annotation of a GenBank genome assembly.
GACUUCAUGCACGGCAUCGGCAUCGUGGAGGACAGCCAACACGUGCACGAGAACGUGAUUUACACCAAGGGCAAGUGCCAGAUGCCCUUCACGGAGCUCGGCCCGCCGAAGACAGGUUUUGAAAGCGCGGCAUUGAAUGACAUGCUGCCUCAGGCCAGCCGGCGGAGAGCCAUGGUGAUGCCGCUGCCCACGGUGUGGGAUGCAGCGCUUCCCAAGGAGAAGGAUCCGACCUGGGCUCUUCUCAAGAGCUUUGGCCGCAAGCUGGACUGCAUGUCUGUGGAAG